Molecule: messenger RNA, 2216 nt
Organism: Hyla sarda
Lineage: Eukaryota; Metazoa; Chordata; Amphibia; Anura; Hylidae
Gene: BRS3
Product: bombesin receptor subtype 3
Exons: 3
Coding region: 242-1432 (396 amino acids)
Biological process (GO): G protein-coupled receptor signaling pathway
Cellular component (GO): membrane
Molecular function (GO): G protein-coupled peptide receptor activity
Source: RefSeq, a predicted model, not a curated record
GAGCAGAACCUACUUUGCAGGAUUCCUGUAUGGAAAUUCAGUAUUCAUUUCCAGCACCUCCCACACUGCUCAGAGCUAUUGUAACCAGCCUAAGACUGAUGGGUGUAAGAAGAUAAUUCUUGAAUCAGUGGGAGAAUGUACAUAGCAAGUCAGCCAUAGUGUCACCAGUCAUGCAGCUCGUCAUUUCUACAUCGCACAGGAGGAAAUUUGAAAGAAACAUUUAAUAUACUCUGAGGAAAACAUGCCUGGAAAUUUUCCACCACUUAACCAGACAUUGCCGACUGCCACAAACAACAUGGCCAUGCUGAGAUCCCGGAAUGGAAGUGACACUUUCUACGGAGAACAUAGUGACGAUGAUGUGUCCCUUGGUUUGGAAGUUCUUGCCACGAUUUCCAUAACAUAUGCUCUUAUCAUUUCCAUUGGUCUCCUAGGGAACACAAUACUUAUUAAAGUAUUUUUCAAGAUUAAGUCGAUGCAGACGGUACCCAACAUUUUCAUCACUAGUCUUGCUUUUGGAGAUUUGCUUCUUCUCCUGACGUGUGUCCCAGUGGACGCCUCUCGCUAUAUGGUGGACACAUGGCUAUUCGGGAGAAUCGGCUGCAAGGUUAUAUCCUUCAUUCAGCUCACUUCUGUAGGAGUGUCCGUAUUUACCUUGACUGUGCUCAGUGCUGACAGAUAUAGAGCCAUUGUGAAGCCUUUGGAGCUACAAACCUCUGAUGCCGUUUUAAAGACCUGUGGAAAAGCAGUUUGUGUCUGGAUAGUUGCCAUGUUGCUUGCAGCUCCAGAAGCGGUGUUUUCAGAUCUCUAUGAAUUCAGCACCCCUGACAAAAAUAUGUCCUUUAAAGCCUGUGCCCCUUAUCCAGUCUCGGAAAAAAUCUUACAGGAGGCUCAUUCUCUCAUGUGUUUCCUAGUGUUUUACAUUGUGCCGCUGGCAAUAAUCUCCGCAUAUUAUUUUCUUAUUGCGAAAACACUCUACAAGAGCACCUUUAACAUGCCAGCUGAAGAGCACACGCACGCCCGGAAACAGAUUGAAUCCCGCAAAAGAGUUGCCAAAACAGUGCUGGUGUUGGUUGCACUCUUUGCCUUCUGCUGGUUGCCUAACCAUAUCCUCUACCUAUAUAGAUCCUUCACAUAUCACUCAGCAGUGAAUUCUUCCAUGCUCCAUCUUUCUGCUACUAUUUUUGCCCGAAUACUUGCUUUCAGCAAUUCCUGUGUUAAUCCAUUUGCCCUAUAUUGGCUCAGUAGAAGUUUUAGGCAGCAUUUUAAAAAACAGGUGUACUGCUGCAAGACACAUCCACCACCAUCCCAACCAAGCCCAACCCACAGCACAAAUACUGGAAUAACUGCUAUCAAGGGCAACAUCCCAAUGUCGGAGAUUAGCAUUGGUUUACUGGGUGCCUAUGAAAUGAAGAGGGAAAGUGACAGUCUUUGAAACAUUAGUGACACAUUUAUAGUACAAUUAUAAUACAAUUACAGGGGUUAUUUUCCAAAGGAAAGGGAAUAAUUAUCUGAUUGUGGAGAGGGGGUCUGAUUGCCCUGUUCCGACCCCUAUAACCUUUUUAUUUUUCCACCUAUGGAGCUGUAAUCCUGUAAUCUGUGUUUUUUGUCAGUAUCAAUUUGGUAUAGAUCAUACUUUUUGAUAGCUACCGUAUUAUUCGGGGAGAAAAAGUCGGUGCGUCUCAUACAGUGAAUACACCCCUUAUCGUGGCGGUCCCUGCGGCCAUCAACGUCCGGGACCCGCGGCUAAUACAGGACAUCACCGAUAGCAGUGAUGCCCUGUAUUAACCCUUCAGACGCGGCGAUCAAAGCUGACCGCCGCGUCUGAAGGGAAAGUGACACUAACUUGGCUGUUCAGUCGGGCUGUUCGGGACCGCCGCAAUUUCACCUCGGCGGUCCCGAACAGCCCGACUGAAUAGCCGGGUUAGUGCUUACAGGACACCGGGAGGGACCUUACCUGCCUCCUCGGUGUCUUCUCCGUUCAGGAAUCCCCUGUAUGGCCGGCGCUCUCCUUCCUCGUCAUCACGUCGUCGCGUACGUGCGUCGGUGUGCGUAACGACGUGAUGGCGACAACGGAGAGCGAGGAUACCCGGCCGGCAGCAGAGACGUUCCGGAGCGACGAGGACACGGCGACAGCGAUGGAGCGACAUACAGGGCAGCGGUGACGGGUCCCGAGCGGCGGGGACACGUGAGUAUUACCUCCUAUGCAGUGGUCUUCA